GCGAAGGGAGACGGAGCUGCCUCUCUUUUUCUCACUCAUCCCUCCCUCUCUCUUUCGCUCCAUUUCUCCACUCACACGCUCUCCACCUCUUUCUCCUUCCAACUAUUCACAAACAACCUUCUUCGUCACCGGUCCUUAUUCUUUUCUCUUAUUUUUUAAAAAAAAUUUAAAAUGUAUGAUCUAUCAACCUUCUUCCAACCAGAGAUGGUACGUCCGAUUUCGAGAUGCCGGACCUCCUAACUCGCGACGACUUGACUCCAGCUGUAUGUCAACAUUUUUGGACGUUUAUCACCCUGACAACGAUGUAGGCGCAAACGAGAAAAAAAGCAGACGAGGAUGCUUUCUUUUCUUUUUUUUGUUUUUCUUUUGGAAAAAAAAUGUCUUUUAAUUGCCCUGGGAGAAGAAAUGAAGGCAAAGUUUAGGGGUUCGUUUACAGGCUUCCGGUGCACCUGUCCACCUUCAGAUUAACCCUUGCACCCCCCCCCCCCCCCCCCAAUAUUUUUUAUAUUAUCACAAAUUGGCGCGAGUUAAGUUUUUUUUUUGCGUUGCUGGAGGAAUUGACAUGUGCGCCACCGCGGUGGAUACGUCUUAAAUGAUGUUGGCAUCACUACAAGACGGAGAAAAGUCGGUCACUUGAGUGUCAUUUUAACCAUUGACGACUUUGUUGAACCCGAAUCGAAAUGAUAGGAUACCCGGCGGACUGAUUUUUAUUUUUUUUGCAAUUGAGAAGGAGAACAUGUGGAUAAAACGGAGUGGCGCCUGCAGCAGUCCAUCUGCUUUGAGGCCAGGCAGCUGUGUGGGGCACCGGGUGUGGAUUCUGCUGGCGGUGACCCACAUGACCUUGGACUUCUCAGCGUGCAGCCCCCUCAGUCAAGGUCCGGGGAUCAAACUCAUGCCUAAACCGGUGCCUCGCUCGAGACCUCGACUGCAGCCCAUUUGGGACAUGCCUAACAAGAUCCACUGGAGAACAGUGAGCCCUUCGACCCGCAGGAUUUUUAACUCUAUACCUCCACCCCAAGACAAUAAAUCCGGGGUAGGGCCAAAAGUCACCGUCCAAAAGCAUCGGAGGCCCCCGCACAAACCGUGUAAGGAAUGCCGAUGGGUGUUCUCUGAAAAGGAGGCGAGCAAUCCGGGAGUAGCGGAAUAUACAGCUGCUUUUUCCAGAAGAGACAAAGCAAGGUUGCUAAGUCGAGCUAAACGGCAGCUCAAAUGGGAGAGCUUUGACAAGUCUCAGGAGGGCCGGACUACUACGGUGGCCGGAUUUAUAGACUGGGGACCCACAGGGCCGGACGGCAUGGAUGAGAAUAGUAAACCUGAGCCAAAAGUUAACCUGCCCACUAGGGCCUCUACUACCACAGUGACCACAACCGCUAGCACUACUACAAGGCUCUCCCAAAGGACGUUUAAUAUGGUGACUACGCCAGAACCCAAAAGGUUAAGCACCACCAAGGCCACUAACAGCUUUGGGGACACUGUCAAGCCACCAAAGCCAUAUGGGGAUACAUCAGGUUUGGCAGUUCACCAGAUAAUCACUAUCACUGUGUCUCUCAUCAUGGUUAUCGCAGCCUUGAUCACAACACUCGUCCUCAAAAACUGCUGUGCACAGUCAGGAAAUGGCCGCCACAAUAGCCAUCAACGCAAGAUCCACCAGCAGGAAGAAAGCUGCCAAAACCUGACAGAUUUCACCCCAGCCAGGGUUCCUAGCAAGAUGGAUAUCUUCACUGCCUACAAUGACAGUCUGCAGUGCUCUCAUGAGUGCGUUCGGACCGCUGUGCCCAUCUACACCGAUGAGAUGAUCCAGCAGACGCCUGUCUACAAGACUGCUUACAAUGGAAACAGGCCUUCACCCUCUGAAAGACAAUUGAUUCCUGUCGCCUUUGUGUCAGAGAAAUGGUUUGAGAUCUCCUGUUGACAACCUAAAGGCCUUGCUCAACUCCCUCGGGAGAAGGAGAGUUCCUGAAAUCAUGCUUUGAUGUCUGUGGAAGCAUUCGGCUACUUCCAAUCAAUCCACGGACGGCGACGUCACAGACCUCCGUGUUAAUUAUGUUAGCAUAUGUUGGCGCUGCUCCGUGCGAUUUUGUGACGUGUUUAUUAUUUUCGGGCCAUGAUUGAAAAUGGUAGUAUGAACGGGCAUGCAAAAACGACCAGAUAUGAAAAACAUUAAUAGUUUUUUGUGCAUUAAGACCUGCCGUAUGAACCUAGCUAUAGUGUACAUCUCUAGUUCGAACCAAAUCUGAAAUCACACACCUGUUUGCACGUACAAGGCUUCCAUAGCCACAGUCAUUAUAGGAAAUGUUUGGUUUGCAUCACAGUCUGGGAUAGACUUCACUAUCAGUUGACGGGAAACGGAGCGCGAGGCUGCUCCGUAGGGGACCUGUUUUCAAAAACUUAUCAUUCAAAUAUUUACAAAACUAAAGCCGUGAGCGACCUAACACCAAAACAGGCACCUUCCUUAGGCAUAUAUGAGUCUGCAUCCAAAAAUUCAAAGUCUUUCCCUAAUAAAAUCCCAAUUAAUUAUUUUUACAUAACUAUAACAAAACUUAAAAUGGCUUUAAAAAUUCUCAGAUUUUACGCAACAUGCAAGAAAAAAAAAAAAAAAAAAUCACAAAAUGCAGAGUUUUUGCCCGAAAUGGCGACCUAAUUUUUUUUUUCUUUAGUGCAAUUUUGAGUGAAAAGUUUUCAACAGCUAAUAAAUCACUCAAUUUUCACAUCAGGAAAUUUGAUACUUGAGGAAAGCAUGCAGAAUCAUCUUAAUUUUACUCAUCAAAAGGAAAUUUUGCAUUUUUCUAUAUACAAUCACAACUUAUUUAGGUUUACUUCCGAUGUCACUACUGCCUCAGCACGUCUUGCCGGCUAUCUGGCCCUCAUUGUUUUUAGAUUGAAAUGUUACAUAAAACAUGAAAGCCAAAUUUUUCUGGAUGGACACAUAAAUUUAAAAAUUACUAUUUUUUGGCCAUAAAACAAGAAGUUGGCCGAAAAUUCCCUGAUUAUUUGAAUAUAAAGUUACGCUCUUGUGUAUGGAUACCAAAUCUAACAUGGCGGCCAUCACAAAACAAAGAGCUUUUUAAGUUGAAAAUUUUUGUACAUAAAUGAGUAAAUAUCGGAAUUUCUAUAGAUAUGAAAGUAAAACAGUCUAGAUUAUUGGUUAAAAGCAAAAAAACCAAAAACAAAAAAAACGGGCAGUUAACAUUCAUUUGCAUAAAUAUUUCAAGCUAAAGUUACGCUAAUUUUUUCCAUUCAUUAUUAUUUUUUCACACCGUUUCAAAGUGCAUGCAUGGCGCUAUUUUAAAAAAUAAUUACCUUGAAUCUGCGACCAAAUCACUCUUGAGACACUCCUGCCUGCUUGUAUGCACUAAAACUUUCAUCUUGUUUCCACCUUAAUCCUGCAUUAGAAUGCAGCGUGUUUGAGUUUAUCGCAGUGAAACCACCCCCACACUCUGCCUGGCCCGGCCCCCUACGGAAAGCCAUGGCGCAAUGUCUGUAGGAGCUGUCUCGUCAACUGAUGGUGAAGUCUAUGGUCUGCGGUUAGCAGUACGUAGGCUAACAUGAGUCUGGGUUCAGCAUGUAGAAACGAGAAGACUGAAUGCCUCCUUGCCAGUCCAAAUUUCCUGCCAACUCUUGUAAUUGGAUAAAACAAAUCCUUAUGAGCAUGUGAUAGUUUACUAAUGGCUUCUACCCCGCCCACAGUUUUGUCCAAUGAUUAAAUGAUGGGUUGUUGCCAAAUCCUGGGAAAUAAAUUGUAUUUUAGUGCGCACCAAACAAAGUUAACUACAGACUUUCCUGAUGUGAAUACGCCUUAACUCGCCGAACCGAUCGAACCCAGGUUUCGGAGAACUGGUUUAGCCUAAAAACUGCAUAAUCAAUCAAUAGGAAGCAAGAAUAAAUUAUUACACGAAAAUACAAACGAAGUAUCGAUUAAUCAAAUUAGCAGCUGGUAGUGCCUGCCGUUGCGUAAAUGAAAAACAAUAUGUACUAAGUAUGUAUAUCUCAAGAAAUGGUGAAGUUGCUUAAUUUUGAAGGGAGUGUUCUAAAGUACAAUCUUAAUUCACACCUAUCAUGAGGGAACUUGACUCAAGUUGCAUUAUUGCCAUAUAAAUGAAUUGUUUGUACUUUGUAAUUAUGUUUUUAUAUUUGUGUUUAAUAUAUGCGAGUACCUCUGUCAACUUUUGUACAAGAGCUAUGACUAUAGUAUUUAUGAACACGUACAAGCAACACCACACAAAGAACUCUGUCUGCGUGACAGCUUAAAUGUUGUAUAACUUUUCAUUUGUUAGUUUUGUCUACAAAGCGCACCUCCUUCUUUUGUAGGUAUUGGUACACAUUACAAUUUUCAAGUGACUUUGAUCUUGUACUACUAAGCUCUGUAUUUGCAAGCACUGUAAAUGCGAUUCUUCAUUGGAUUCGUCCUCUGUACAUUUAGUACUCUGAUGUUGCUCUUAAUAAAAUGGAAAACAACAUGA
This is a messenger RNA of Corythoichthys intestinalis (scribbled pipefish), 4460 nucleotides long. It is a transcript of the gene ajap1, whose product is annotated as adherens junctions associated protein 1. The record is from RefSeq and is a predicted model, not a curated record. Gene Ontology annotation, cellular component: cell-cell contact zone; cytoplasmic side of plasma membrane; plasma membrane. Gene Ontology annotation, molecular function: beta-catenin binding. The coding region runs from base 737 to 1912 and encodes 391 amino acids. NCBI's taxonomy places the organism in Eukaryota, Metazoa, Chordata, Actinopteri, Syngnathiformes, Syngnathidae. The transcript is spliced from 6 exons.